AUGGGGAAAGUACUCGCCAUCGACGACAUGGUGGUUGAAAUCGCCUUGCGUAUCCCUCCCUCCGACCCAGCGAGCCUCGUCCGCGCCGCCCUAGUCUCCAAAAAUUGGCAGCGCCUCCUCACGAGCCCCGACUUUCUCUUAGCCUACGCCGAACGCUACGGCAGGCCGCCGUUCCUGGGAUACUUUCACAGCAGCCCAAGCCCACUGAGUGGUCGUCAGAUGGAUCGUUUCGUUCCUGCCGCCGCCGCCUUCCCAACCUUCUCGCCGGACAUCGGCACGGACAGCUGGUACACUCUCGACGUCCGCCAGGGUCGCGUGCUUCUGCUCCGCGUCACUCCCGAUCUCAUAGUUUGGAAACCGAUGAGCGGUGAACACUUUCUCCUACCUCGGCCCCCGCGCUCGUAUCAGUACCAAGCCGGGGCGGUAAUGUGUGCUAACAACCCACAGUGCAGGGAUCCAGAUUGCUACGAUGUUCAUGAUUUUCGUGUUAUUUUUGUGGGCUGUGAUGAUAAGCUUGUGACCUUCAACAAGAGGAAAUUCUUUGAAGGGAAUGAAACCUGGGCGUGCAUCUACAGCCAGGAGACAGAUGAAUGGGGUGAGAUAUAUGUACUGAAGGAUGAUCGUUAUACUGAGCACCCGCUGUUAGAGCACAAUCCUCCUGUGCUCCAUAGAGAUGCUCUCUACUUCACUCUUGAGAUGCAUGAGCUGCAGGGAGAAGAGGUGCGAGCAGCCCUGAAGUUUGAUCUUACUGUCCAGAAACUAUCUGUGGUGUUUGCCCCUGAAGGUGCAUAUGCAGAUUUUGGAAUGUUUUUUGGAACUUCGGAAGGUUUUGCAUUUGCUGGAAUUGCAGAAGAAGAUGAGGAUGAAGGGACUGAACAGAACACCAUAUCUAUAUGGAGCCUCACUGAUAGUGACCCAGCUGUGUGGAGUUUCAAUAGAGAUAUUAACUUGGAGCCAAAAGACGAUGGAGAUAGUGGAUCAAGUAAGGUAUAUGUUGCACGUGUACCUUUUGAUUAUCUUUAUUAA
Messenger RNA from Sorghum bicolor (sorghum), 1026 nucleotides. RefSeq lists its product as uncharacterized. The record is from RefSeq and is a predicted model, not a curated record. The coding region runs from base 1 to 1026 and encodes 341 amino acids. Gene Ontology annotation, molecular function: protein binding. NCBI's taxonomy places the organism in Eukaryota, Viridiplantae, Streptophyta, Magnoliopsida, Poales, Poaceae. The transcript is spliced from 3 exons.